GAUGGACGAUGUGUGAUAUGCGAUUCGUACGUAAGGCCUUGCACACUAGUGAGGAUCUGCGAUGAAUGCAAUUAUGGAUCAUAUCAGGGUCGUUGUGUGAUCUGUGGUGGCUCGGGUGUGAGUGAUGCGUACUACUGCAAGGAGUGUACGCUAAUGGAGAAGGAUCGUGAUGGAUGUCCGAAAAUUGUGAACUUGGGCAGUGCAAAAACGGAUCUUUUCUACGAGCGUAAGAAAUAUGGUUUCAAGAAAAAUGCAUAG
Anisakis simplex (herring worm) is the source of this 258-nucleotide messenger RNA. The record is from the annotation of a GenBank genome assembly. Lineage: Eukaryota; Metazoa; Nematoda; Chromadorea; Rhabditida; Anisakidae.